Molecule: messenger RNA, 652 nt
Organism: Aaosphaeria arxii CBS 175.79
Lineage: Eukaryota; Fungi; Ascomycota; Dothideomycetes; Pleosporales
Exons: 2
Coding region: 65-514 (149 amino acids)
Source: RefSeq, a predicted model, not a curated record
CAUGCAGCAUCCCAGCAUCCCGGCAAUCCAGCAUCCCCCCGGCAGCCCUGAUGACUGUGAAUGAAUGAAUGAAUGGAAGAGAGAGCAAGAGGAAAAUCCCCGCCCGGAAAAGAAAAGAAAGAACGAAAAGUCAGUCAGUCAGUCAGUCAGUCAGUCAUCGCUGUCUGCCCUGCUCUGCCCUACUACUGGUCAUAGCACCACACCAACACACCAACAUCCACGUACUCCGUCACUCAGACCUCCAGAGAUUCUGAAGCCCUACAGCGGACACUCUAGUUACUGCGCUGCGGACACUCUACAGCCUACCACCGCCGUUACCUGUGUGCCUGUGCUCUUACCAUUACCAUUAUUACUACCUACCCGCCUGCCUCCCAUCUCUCGCCUGUUUCCUGCCAAACCCACCGAGGAUAUUCUUAUUUCAUCUCAUCUUACUCCCAUCUUACUCUACAAUCCUCACUCUUAUUUCUAUUCUUGCUCCUGCUCCUGCUCCUGCUCCUGCUCCUACCCUUUUUAACUCCCUUACUCACUCACACACACAACACACGCACACCUCUUAUGCCGUAACACUUGCCAACAUUUCCCCCAAAACAGCAAUCAUCCUAGCACACACGCACACACGUCACUCCCAAAAAAAAAAAAAAGGAAAAUCCAU